This is a messenger RNA of Symbiodinium sp. CCMP2592, 2199 nucleotides long. The record is from the annotation of a GenBank genome assembly. Lineage: Eukaryota; Dinophyceae; Suessiales; Symbiodiniaceae.
AUGGAGCCCGAGCAGGAGUCGUCUCCUGAUGGCAUGAGUGUGGAGGGCCUUGCUACCGAAUGGGAUGCCGUCCCUGAGCUCCGAGAACUCAUGCGCACAGGGCGUGCGCUGUUUUCAGAGGCCUCUGAAAAACAGGUUGACAAGAACACCCCAAUCAAGAACGAAGCGGUGCUGCUUCCCUUGCUGUCUCGCAUGCAGAUGGCUGGCAAGGUUUUGCCGAACAUCGAGGAUCUUCGGACUGAGGUCAGAGCCUUCUAUGUCUUGUGCAAGCGCGAGUUCCAUGAGGUUGAUGAUGUUCACCGUGCUGCAUGGUUGAUUCGAAAGAACUUGGUCUACAUGAAGAUGAAGUGUAGAAGAAGAGAAUUUUCGACUGACAGCACCUUCCAGAAGCUUUGCUUGACCCUCUCGCCAGAGCUCCAGGAAGAAGUGGAUGCUUUCAAUGAGAGACAACGCUCGCGAAGCAGCAGGUCCGCUUUAGAUCCCGAUGUCAUGGAUUCAGAUGAAGAUGCUUGGGAGGAGGGUGGCCCUGACGACAAUGAUUCUGCUGAUGGUGACGAAGCCGAUAUGGAUCCGGCUGCUUUGUUGGAUCGGUUUCGCUCCUUGACGGGGCAAGCCGAAGACGCUCGGGCUGCAAGUGCCGAUCCACCCAGCGGCGAGGGCUCUCUGGGUGCCGAUGAUGUUCCUCGCCCAACCGAGCGAGAGAUGGAGGAGCUCGAAGCUGAGGCGGCCCCACCACGUGUGGAGCAGCCUUCUGAGGAUCCGAUUUUCGGGCCGUUCCCCGUGAUUUGCAUCGACGAUGAGGAAGACAAGGCGCCGGAGCCAGAGGUGACGCCGCCUGUCAAGGUGACAUGGACCUCGACGGCCCAAGACGGAAAGGCUCUCGAACUGAAGAGACUUCGCUUGGAGGCGAUCAAGAAGAAGUUGAAGCAGUGGCUUGGCUUCGCAAAAAAAAUGACAAGACAUGCUGAGUAUGUCAAUACGCAGGCGGCCUCGGAUGAUGAUGAGACCCUGCCCCAUGACAUUAUGCAGGUGCCGACAGCACCUGAGCCUGCUGAGGCUGAGGUUUCGGAUAUGGAGGUCGGGGCCGAUGCUUUGAGAAGAUCCUAUCAGUACGGGGCACGCUUGGGAGAUUCCUCGGCAGUGACUUUGGUCUUGGGUGAGCACAUGGAUGAUUCGGCGGAGACUUUGGUUGACGACGAGCCAAGCCCCGACAACGAAGCUACUCAAGAGGCUUUGGUUGAGGGUGAGCCGCACUCCGAUCAGGAAGAACCGCCAGAUGAGCCGCAGUCCGAUCUGCAGACUUUGGUUGAGGGUGAGCCGCAAUCCGAUCAUGCAGCUGUCGCCGAGACUUUGGUUGAGGGUGAGCCGCAGCCCUUCACGCCUGACCAGGAUGACGAGGAAUACAUCACUCGAAAGGACCAGUUCGUCUCAAAGAGAGCAAAGCAUGAGGCGGAGACUCGGGGUGCAGGUCGCCGGAAGGCCAAGCGGAGCUCCCGCUCGGCCCGGAGAUUGUCUGUGUUGCGCAAACGCAACAAGAAGCGCCGAGCGACCAGAGAUGCAGAUGGACAUGAUUCGUGGCACCCCGAAGAAGAGGAGCAAGAACCACCAGAGACCCCGCCCAAAGCAGAAGAGAGUGCGCCAACGAAGUCGGGAAAGGCCAAGGCUAAGCGCUCGGCAAACAAGAAAUUGCAGAGGGUCGAGGAUGUGUUUCCGGUUUUGCACAGCGAGCACGAGCUCUACGACAGUGAUGCGAUCUUUCAGAUUACGGGCUCGGUCUGCAGGUUCACAUCGAAAGGCCCUGAUACCGAGCAGCUCCGCAAGGAACUGCGCAAGGAGCUGGAUGUGAAGCUAUCCUGUGUCUAUCUGAAUAUCUACUGGACAAAGCUCCGAACCGGCUUGCAUAUCAAGGCGAGCAACCGCGACUACUUCCUUCAGUCUUUCUACAUGGAGCACAAGGCCGGUGGUGUGGAUUGGAGCUUGGCCAUGGCCCUUUCGAUCAAAGUUGCCCAAAUCAUAGCUUCGAACGUCAACGAGCUCAUCGAGGGCUCCAUUGCAGAGCUUUCCGAUGAUGCCGAUGCAACAGCUCGGGACAAAGCUGUGGAGGCCGUGAUGGCAAGGGCAGAUGUGCUCCGCAUGAAGGAUAUGAUCAGGUACAAUGGUGGUCUGGUCAUGAAGCGGCUUCUCGGGCACUCUGAGUGA